AUGUAUUGCCGACACCAUCGCGUGUACAACUGGCACACCAACAAUGGAACCAUGCCCUCACUGAAUGCCCCACCUACGUAUCGAGCAAUAAACAGCUCAUUUGAUCCCCAUUUCACAGUUGAUACUCCUUACAUGUCCCCGGAUACGAUGCGUUCCAACCGUGCAAACCACUCUAAUUACGGAUAUAACAAUAGUUCUCUUCAUCCCUUGAGCCAGCGUCUACCUGUCUCUAACCCGGGCUUAUCUGCUGGGCCAAACAACCGAUUGACCGCUGGUUUAGAUGACCAUCACCAUCCUGUUAUAUGUGACGCAAACGACACGAAUGCCUUUAUUAUUGAUUCAGCCAUGGCAUCAGCAAUGCAUCGUGGUGGUGUGGUACCUCUGGUAGAGGAUUUAGAUUUAGAUCUUGGGCCACAGCACCACACCGCUGGACCUGCGCAUCUCUCUCCCUCUCCUGGGCUUGUGGGUGUAAACUCUUGCUACGGAUCCCGAGCAGCCUCUGAUUCCAGUCGUCGGCAUAUAGUGCACCAUCCGGUUCAUCGCUCGGAUGAACAAGAAGGAGACGGGGUUGUAGAUAGUCUAACUCCUGGUGAUGUGGACGAAGACGGUUUGGAUGAGUCGCACGGUCCAAAUCAUCACCAUCCUGUUUAUGGCUACCAUUACAUGAUGAUGGCCUAUCAAAAUGAGGAGGCAACCAAUGGUCACGGAGUCUCAAGAUCACAAGCCCUUGAUGGUUCGUCUGGCGAUCGACGCGAUCGUGCUCUGAAUCAUCAUCAUCCCCAUCAUCGCUUGUUACUCAUGCCAGAUGGUUCCGAUGCGGACGCCGUGAAUGGAAUGGGAUCGCCUGUGCGAGGUUUGACAUUGCCCUCAGGUGCCUCCGUUCGUCACAGUCCCCUAACGGGUCCGGCGGCCGCAGCGGCAGGGGUUUCCGUCCGUCCGGAUAGCGUCUCAGCGGUGGUGGCAAGUAGCUCUAACGCCGUGACCUCGAUCACCUCAUCGACAGUGGCCGCUCCGCAACCAUCAAUGUCCGCUUUUCUUCCAGGACCGGAUGAAUUCUAUACAAUCAACGACUCAGACGAUCUAGAGAUUAACUGGCCCCAGGAAACAGUGAGCGGAGUGAAUGGUUAG
Molecule: messenger RNA, 1128 nt
Organism: Echinostoma caproni
Lineage: Eukaryota; Metazoa; Platyhelminthes; Trematoda; Plagiorchiida; Echinostomatidae
Source: the annotation of a GenBank genome assembly